Molecule: messenger RNA, 951 nt
Organism: Bufo bufo (common toad)
Lineage: Eukaryota; Metazoa; Chordata; Amphibia; Anura; Bufonidae
Product: protein kinase C delta type-like
Exons: 5
Coding region: 31-702 (223 amino acids)
Biological process (GO): protein phosphorylation
Molecular function (GO): protein kinase activity; ATP binding
Source: RefSeq, a predicted model, not a curated record
UCCGGGGGCAGCCUGGAUGAUUUGAUCAGCAUGUGCGGCUGCUUGGACAUCAGCAAUAUCAGAUUUUACACAGCAGAGAUUGUAUGUGGCCUCCAGUUCCUCAGUGGACGCAACAUCAUCCACCGAGAUCUAAAGCCGGAUAACAUCAUGUUGGAUGCAGACGGCCACAUCCGUAUCAUCGACCUCGGGCUGGCCCAAGAUGGUGUCACCACCUCCGAUAAGAUCUAUGGAGUGGCGGGAACCAUCCAUUACAUGGCCCCUGAGAUGCUUCUCAAAACAGGAUAUGGCGCAGCAGUUGACUGGUGGAGCCUGGGCAUUGUGGUGUGCAGAAUGGCAGGAUGCCCCCCAUUUUACAACGGCCCUGUCAGAAAAAUGGCCCAGGACGCCAUCAUCAGUGAAAAGCCACAUAUUCCAUCUUGGUUUGAUGCUGACUUGAAAGAUCUUGUCAAAAAACUGCUGUGCCAGAAUCCUGAGAAGCGUUUGGGUGUGUGCGGGAACAUCAGAGAGCAUCCAUUCUUUUCCACCAUCGGCUGGGAGGAACUGGAGGAAAGGAGAGCACAGCCACCAUUUACACCAUGUGAGUCAGUUCUGGAGAAGCAACAUCUGCAGUGGCCGGAGGAUAAGAGAGCCCUUCACCCCGUGGCCGAAUUUAACUAUAUGUCACCAAGCUGGGCCCGGUUGAUGAGAACAUCUGGACUGUGAAGGAAUCCACGACCAUCUGGAUAUACCCGUGCCUACUGCCCAGAACUUCAUGCCUCCUGACCUCAUAUCUCUGCUAUGUAUGCAAGGCUGCCUUAAAAAAAAUCCUCUCUCUCCUUACCAUCUUCAUUCUGCACCUUUGCCAUCGUGUUGCUGCCCCAAGCACUUGACUUGACGUCCUCCACUCCUGGGCUGGCAUCUGACAUAAGUCCAGCCUGAAGAUCCUCUACGCCUCCGGGAGUGGCCUGUGCU